CGAAGUAGAUUCGGUACGAACGUGUUCGCGUGGCCGCUGCGCGCUGUAAAAGAAAGAGACUCUUCUAAGUGUAAUAUUUGGGGACUUAGCAAAAAAAUAUAUGAUUUUGUAGUAUCGCGCAGUAAAUGCAAAGGCACAAAAAGUUGUUGCAAUCGUGUGUAUCGGCUUUUAACAACUGAUAAAUACAUAUUAACUACAAUAUAUACAAGUGUAGAAAAUAAUAAAAAAAAGUGAAGUUGGGAAAAAAGCCGUGAGCGCCGGACUGCCAACUGAGAAAUUGUGCAAAAUGAGUGGGGAUGUGGCUGCUGAAAAUAAUGUACACGUGCAAAAUGGCGGCAGCUGCGAAGUGCAAUCGAAUGGUGUAACCACAAAUGGACACCAUCACCACCAUCAUCAGAGCAGCAGCAGCAGCAAUAAACAUAAAUCAUCCAGCAAGGAUAAGCAUCGUGAUAAGGAACGCAGCAGCGAGCAUAAGAGUUCAAGCUCUUCAUCUAGGGAACAUAAAAGCGGAAGCAGCAGCAGCAGUAGUCGCGAUAAGGAUAAACAUAAAAGCAGUAGCAGCAGCUCUUCAAGUGGCAAGGACAAGCAUAGGGAUAAGGAACGGGAUAGCAGUAACUCAAAUCGAAGCUCUUCGUCGUCAUCGUCCAGCCAUCGCGAUAAGAACGGCAAGCAUAAGUCUUCGUCUAGCCAUCAUCAUAAGAGUGGCAGCAGCAGUAGUAGCGGCUCGUCCUCCAAGGACAAAGAGCGUCGCGACAAGGAUCGCAGCAGCAGCAACUCCUCCAGUCGGGAUAAACACAAGUCUUCGUCAUCAUCGUCUUCGAGUUCACGUCACAAGAGCUCAUCGUCUUCAUCAUCAUCGAAAAGCAAACAUUCCAGUUCUAGACAUGGCUCAUCAUCGAAAGAUCCCUCCUAUGAUGGUGUAUUCGUUAAGCCAGAGCCCCAGCAGCAGCAGCUCCAGGAACAGCAUCAGCAGCUCCAAAUGCAGCAGCAGCAGCAUCUCCAGCAACUCCAGCAACAACAACAGCAGCAAAUGCAAUCCGAAUGCAAUGGGUAUAAAAAUGGCUACGAAGAGCACAUUGUCGAUGUUAAAAAGGAGGAGGAGAACUUUGAUUUAUCGCAGGCUAGCUCCUGUGACUACUCGAUGUCGCAGUUCAGAGCGGAUGAACCAGCGUUUGUGGCUAAAGAGGAGGCCACCUAUGCAGAGGAUGAUAGCGCGUUAAACGAUGAUGAUGAUGAUGACGACGACGACGAUGAUGAUAAUGACAAUGACAAUGACAAUGACAAAUAUAACGAUAACAAUAUGAAUAUUAAUAACGAAGGCGAGGACGAGGAAGAAGAUAUGCCAUUGGCCAUGCGUAAGCGCAAACAAGAGCCCUCCGAUGAAAUGGACGGAAAUGGAGACGAUGACGACGAUAACAUUCCGUUGCUUGCGCGCAAAAAGAUGAAAAAAGAAUCAAAGGACAAGAAAAACAAAAAGAAACGCCCCAAGGUAGAGAUGGAUGACGAAUACGGCAGCGCGAAACCCAAAAAGAAAAAGGUCAAAAAGGAGAAUGAAAUCAAGCAUGAAAACGUUUCCCCAACGAAGCGUUCGCGCAAAGACAAAAAGGACGAAGAGGAGGAAGUGUGGAGAUGGUGGGAAGAGGAGAAACGUGAGGAUGGAGUCAAAUGGUCAACUCUCGAGCAUAAGGGACCUGUAUUUGCACCACCCUAUGAGCGUGUGCCCCGCAAUGUGCGUUUCUUUUAUGAUGGCAAGCCACUGGAGUUGAGUGAAGAGACCGAGGAGGCGGCUACAUUCUAUGCAAAGAUGUUAAAUCACGAUUAUUGCACCAAGGACGUAUUCAACAACAAUUUCUUUAAGGAUUUCCGCAAGACAAUGACCCCCAAGGAGAAGGAUAUCAUUAAAGAUUUUCGCAAAUGCAAUUUCAAAGAAAUGCAUGACUUCUUUCAGGCUGAAUCCGAAAAACGUAAAGCAGCCACAAAAGAAGAGAAGCAAGCGAAAAAGCUUGAGAACGAGGCUCUAAUCAAGGAAUAUGGUUUCUGUAUGAUAGAUGGUCACAAAGAAAAGAUCGGCAACUUUCGUUUGGAGCCGCCAGGUCUGUUUCGCGGUCGCGGUGAGCAUCCAAAGAUGGGAAUGAUUAAGCGUAGAAUUGCGGCCGCCGAUGUGUCCAUCAAUUGUGGCAAACAAUCAAAGGUGCCACGACCACCGCAAGGCGAACGCUGGAAGGAAGUGCGUCAUGAUAAUACCGUUACUUGGUUAGCAUCCUGGACGGAGAAUGUUCAGGGUCAGGUGAAAUACAUUAUGCUGAAUCCAUCGUCCAAGCUAAAGGGCGAAAAGGAUCAUAUUAAAUAUGAGACAGCCCGCCGGCUGGAUAAAUUUAUUGACAAAAUACGCGCCACCUAUCGCGACGAAUGGAAGUCGAAGGAGAUGCGUGUCCGCCAGCGUGCCGUUGCUCUGUAUUUUAUUGAUAAGCUCGCACUGAGAGCGGGGAAUGAAAAAGAUGAGGAUCAAGCCGAUACCGUUGGCUGCUGUUCGCUGCGUGUGGAGCAUGUGCAGUUGCACAGGGAGCUUAAUGGUAAAGAGAAUGUUGUCGUAUUUGAUUUUCCUGGUAAGGAUUCCAUACGUUAUUACAACGAGGUCGAGGUGGAAAAGCGCGUCUUCAAAAAUCUCGAACUGUUCAUGGAAAACAAAAAGGACGGCGAUGAUCUUUUCGAUCGCCUCAAUACCCAAGUGCUAAAUGAGCAUCUCAAAGAGUUAAUGGAAGGUCUCACGGCUAAAGUAUUUCGUACAUAUAACGCAUCGAAAACGCUGCAAAACCAAUUGGAUCUGCUGACUGAUGCGGACGCUUCGGUUGCCGAAAAGUUGUUGGCCUACAAUCGUGCUAAUCGUGCGGUGGCCAUCCUCUGUAACCAUCAGCGGUCCGUGCCCAAAGGACAUCAGAAGUCAAUGGAGAACCUAAAGGAGAAAAUACGCGCCAAGCGCGAUGCCAUUGAUGAAUGCGAGGCCGAAUAUCAUGAUCUGAAAAAGGCGGCCAAGCGUGGUUCCGUUAAAGAGAAGGUUAUUGCCGAUAAGAAGGGCAAACAAAUGGAACGUUUGAAGGAUCAACUGAAAAAAUUGGAACUACAAGAGACUGAUAGAGACGAGAAUAAGACCAUUGCCUUGGGCACAUCCAAACUAAAUUAUCUCGAUCCACGCAUCACAGUUGCCUGGUGUAAAAAGUAUGGCGUGCCGAUUGAGAAAAUCUUUAAUAAAACGCAUAGAACCAAAUUUCUCUGGGCCAUACAUAUGGCCGAUGAGAAUUAUCGUUUUUAAACAAUUGUUUUUAACACAACCAAACCAACAAUAUUUAAAAACUACACAAACCGAUAAACUCAUGCACACAGCGCAACAGGAAAAAAUAUUUGAGCGAUGACCAACCUAAAUGUACCGAU
Messenger RNA from Drosophila hydei, 3429 nucleotides. It is a transcript of the gene Top1, whose product is annotated as DNA topoisomerase 1. NCBI's taxonomy places the organism in Eukaryota, Metazoa, Arthropoda, Insecta, Diptera, Drosophilidae. The transcript is spliced from 9 exons. Gene Ontology annotation, molecular function: DNA topoisomerase type I (single strand cut, ATP-independent) activity; DNA binding. The coding region runs from base 287 to 3310 and encodes 1007 amino acids. Gene Ontology annotation, biological process: DNA topological change; DNA replication; chromosome segregation. The record is from RefSeq and is a predicted model, not a curated record. Gene Ontology annotation, cellular component: chromosome; nucleolus.